UGUUCGCCAUUCCCUGGAGGAAUUGCUGUAUCUGGGGCAGCAGGAAGCCAUGCCUUUUGCAGUGUGCUUUAGAGACACUGUAUUUGGGUACCAGCUCCUGUGAAAUCUACGGCUUCAGUAAUGUAUCUAGAGCUGUAGGGUGAAAGAACAGCCCAGAAAGGGACUCGCAUGCAAAACAGUACCAUUUCUGCUGCUGGCAGGCUGACAAGUCAAAACUUCAAGUGUGCAGAGGAUCAGGGAUACAAGUAUAAAAGAAUUUCACUAACAGCGUGAAUGACAGAGGAGGUGCCUCCGACUGCACUUACAGACGUAAACCUGCGUCUUCUCUGCCACGAUGACAUAGACACAGUGAAACAGCUCUGUGGAGACUGGUUCCCAAUAGAAUACCCUGACUCAUGGUACCGAGAUAUCACUUCCAACAAGAAGUUCUUUUCCCUCGCAGCCACAUAUAGAGGCUCCAUCGUGGGAAUGAUAGUGGCAGAGAUCAAGAGCAGAACAAAAGUGCAUAAAGAGGAUGGAGACAUCCUAGCUUCCAAUUUUCCUGUGGACACUCAAGUUGCUUACAUCCUAAGUCUUGGAGUGGUGAAGGAGUUCAGAAAACAUGGAAUAGGUUCGCUCUUGCUUGAAAGUUUAAAAGACCAUAUAUCAACAACUGCCCAAGAUCACUGCAAAGCCAUCUACCUGCACGUCCUCACCACUAACAACACAGCAAUAAACUUCUAUGAAAACAGAGACUUUAAACAGCACCACUAUCUUCCCUAUUAUUAUUCCAUCAGAGGGGUCCUCAAAGAUGGCUUUACCUACGUCCUGUACAUCAACGGCGGGCAUCCACCCUGGACAAUCUUUGACUACCUGCAGCACAUUGGAUCGACACUAGCCAGCCUGAGCCCGUGUUCAAUUCCCCAGAGGAUAUAUCGACAAGCCCAGAGCCUUCUCUGCAGCCUUCUGCCCUGGUCUGGCAUUUCUGCCAAGAGUGGCAUUGAAUAUAGCCGGACGAUGUGAGUGGAGCGGAAGAUGUACAAAAAGCAAAGGAUUGUCCUUCCUUUCAUCUUGUGAACCAUCCGGCUCUGCACCGAUUCCAGUGAUGACUCUUGGUCAGUGACCCAGCCCCUGGACGGGAUCCCUUGUCCCACAGGUUGACUGACAUUUGGUAGCCUUCACACUCAAGGGGCUGCAGCCCUGACUUACCCCUGUGGCCUGGAGCCUGCGAGCACUGCCCGGGCAGGCCUGGCUGUCGUGCCAGGUGUCUGGCUGUGCCAUAGCUGAGGGCCCUUCGCGUCACCACUCUGUGUGCAUGUUGCACUGUCCCCGCUACUCCCUUUGCCUCUGGUUCGCUCCUAUUUGUAUACAUGAUGUAGAGGGGUUCAGGUGCUGCUUCCACACCAUGGCUGCUGAAAGAGUGGGCAUAAGGUUAAUGAAUCUGCACUGACCAACCCUGUAAAUGAGCCGUAAGCACCCUGGCAGGCCGCUGGUGGCAGAACAUACAGUCGUGCCCUUAUUGCCAGGGAAGGGGGGAGCUGGGUGAGGGGAGGUGGGGAGCGAGGAUCGUGCGGGUAACUUCCAGGGAGGGUGACUGCCUCGUGUGAGAAAUUACCUGGCCCCGCCAGCCCUCUGGAGUGAUUUAAAAAGAAGCAUCCAGUUCAGGAUGCAUCAAGUAGAAGGCAGGGAAUGAAAUUGCUAUUUCAUAGUGAAAUAUAUAUAUAUUAUACUGUAUAGAUAUUUCUGCCUUUGUCCAAGUUGGAAUGUAGCGGGGGGGGAGCUGGGGAUGGCCAGAGCCCUUCUCCACUGCAGGCGCCCUCCCUUGGCACUGGGGCUGGACUCUUGCAGGAUCUUUAGGGAUGAGCUCUGGGCACAGAUCACAGCAGCUUUUCCUUGCUGCAGAAAAGCCCCCCCAGCUGCUCAGGGGCGUACUUCAGGCUGUGGUGUGGGCAUGCCCCGGGGCUGUGCCGCUGGGCAGCUUCCAGCAGCUGCAGAGCCACCGGACCCCUCCGGGGCUGAGUCUCGGCUCUGUGUUCAUGUCCAGCCUGCGAGGAGGCCCUGAGGUGCAGCCAGCCAGGUACCCUUCCUGCCUCAGAGCAAGGUUGAGCGAGUGCUUUGCUUUUAAGAUGGGUGUUUCUGCAGCUCAGCCAGCCCAGGCAUGUGUCGGAGGUGCAGGUAUCAUCCCUGUACCCUGCCAGGCUCCCCUGAUGAAUCCCCCUUCCCUGGCCAAGGCUCUUCCCCUGCUCAGCACCAUGUUCCUCCUUCCUCUCUCAUUUUGAAACUGGGACUUGGGCAAAGGACGUCUAAGCCACACUGGUGCAUUGCCCCUGUGUGCAGGCAGCACCAGCUCUGGCAGCGGCUGUGGGCAGGGCCCGGGGGUGAGAGACAGCACAGGUCAGGCUUAGACUUAGGAGAGAAAGAAAGCACGCCAAGGUACUGUAGCCCAGAUGACCUGUUGGUGACUGUAAGCCCCUGAGGUGGGAGCUACUUAAUGAAAGGGUGGAGGAGGUGAGCUGGUACCAUGCUGGCUCCUGAGACUAGCCCCCCCGCUCUGCCCACGGCCACCAUGGGGCUGGCACUAUGAGCUGCCACUCGGCUCAGAGGGGCUCUGGCACAGAAGCCCUGGUGAAUACAGCUCCCCCCACAGCCCCGGCUGCAGGAAGCAGCUUGCUGCAGCCCCAGGGGCUGGCACAUACCAUGGUUUGGAGGAGCAGGAGGCUCUUCUGCUGGGAACUGCUGGUCCCUCUUCUGGGGCUCAGAGGUCCAGCUCAGCAACCGUUUGACACAAGGUGUCUGUCUCCAUGAGGACAGUCAAGCUUGGAGCUGUUGGUGAGUCCAUCCUUGGAGACCUUUAAGCCCCCAGAAGCCAAGGCAGUCCUCGGUGUGGGCCUUGCUCUGAGGCUGUUGGAGCAGAGCACUCCAGAGGCUCCUUCCAAGCCCCUACACCUCUGGUUCUCCAUCAGCUCAGAAGUACAGGCAGGCUGAGUGAGGCUCAAGGGACGCAGGUUUGUGGCAGAGGACAGGCGCUGGGCAGGCAGCUCCCCAGGGGUGCUGGCUGGGCCCCAGGGGGGGAGUGAAGCUCUGCUGGGAUAGGGGAACCCCACUGCACUCUCUGCGCUCCCGCCUCUGAGCGACAUGGUGGAGCUGCUGCAGAAGCGUCGGGCAGGGCUGCACAGCCAGUGGCUUGGCCAGGCCGCUCGUGGCACAGUAGCCCGGGAGCAGAGGGGCACCUCACCAGGGGGUUUGGCUGCCUCCAGCCUGGCCUCACUGGUCAGCAGGUGCCCUGGCCCCGCUCCCCAGCCCAGUGGCCUUGCCCGCUGCCAGCCCAUGGCUCUGCCCGCAGGGAGCUGGUGCUGCCGAGGCGCUGCCUGGGAGGUGUGGCUGUCCCUGUGCUCCCCCGUACCCAGCUGGCACCCGCUGGCAGGGGAGGGAGCACAGGGGCUGCUGCAACCCCCCUGAGCCACAGCGCUUUCCGCGGGGAGACCUGAAGCACCCUUCCAGCCUCAUGUGUGUUAUCACUUUCUGGUUUUGGCAGGUUUUUUUUGCUUACCCACUUUUUACUUAAACACAUCUAUUGGUUUAUAUGAGUUUCUUCAGCAAUUCCAAGCCCCUGGUUUCCCUCAGCACUUGCUUUCUCUGGGCCAGAAUGAAUCUCUUUCUCUCGAUUGCCUGGGACUGACAUUCCGCACAAACACACUUUCUCUCUUGCCCGUUACACAACCCAACUCCACUGCUGCAGCACUUGAGCACAUCUGUGGGGACCUGGGACUGAUCUGUGUCCUCUUGCCACCCUGUCCUCUGAGGUGUCGGCCACAUCCCCGCCCCUCCCACCCCAGCCCGUUAUUUAUUGAAGAGCAUUAUGCUGCCACUAUCGGCCUCUCUCUAAACAUCUUCAAUUAAACCAAA
Messenger RNA from Athene cunicularia (burrowing owl), 3885 nucleotides. RefSeq names its product N(alpha)-acetyltransferase 60, NatF catalytic subunit (gene NAA60). The record is from RefSeq and is a predicted model, not a curated record. The transcript has 7 exons. Gene Ontology annotation, biological process: N-terminal peptidyl-methionine acetylation. Lineage: Eukaryota; Metazoa; Chordata; Aves; Strigiformes; Strigidae. Bases 274 to 1002 code for a protein of 242 amino acids. Gene Ontology annotation, cellular component: Golgi membrane. Gene Ontology annotation, molecular function: protein-N-terminal amino-acid acetyltransferase activity; histone acetyltransferase activity.